ACUCCUAACUUCGGUGGCGGGAAGAUGUUCCGGAACGAAAUGAGUCUGAGGAGUUACGACCACCAGUCCUCCAGCGGUGUUUCCUCUGCAAACAGCCAGGAUCUAGUGACGUCAGAUAGCGGUCAUUCAUCCGGCAGUCAGCAGCUGCCGUCAUCAAAAUCAGUUUCGUCCGCAGCAGCAAACAGCUCCAGUUCUGGUAUCGUUUCAUCAGACAAUGAACCAUCUCAAGCUGAAGCAGUAUCCCAAAACUUAGCGGCUUCCAAACCAACAGACUGUUCAAAACCAGCGCAGAGUAUUGUACCGGACCCGUCCCCUGCCGAAGCUCCUAGUCCUUCUCGAAAUGAUACCCCGCCCACAUCCCCACCUCCUGAGUUCAGAGCUGAGUUCUCGUUCAGCGAGGUGAGGCUACAGGAAGCGCUAGCUAAGUCAACUAGAGCAGACAUAAACUCACUGGCAAGUCCUGAUUCAAGCGGUGGACUAUCAGGACGGGACAGUCUGCCCACACCUACCCCUCAACUUCAAGUUAUUACAGAAAGUGUCAGUAUGGAGGAGAGGGUGAGGCAGUUAGAGACUGAACUAGAACGGGAGAGACAGAAGAUCAAGGAACGAGAUAAGACUAUUGCAGAACUUGAACAGAAACUCAUGAAGUAUCAGAUUGAUGAACUGAAAGGGGUCAUGGAUUGAUGGAAUAUACAACUAGGGCUUAUUAGGGUACUAAUUGAUUCAUUUUUAUCGAUCUUAUCAUUGAAACGGACCAGCCAGCUGAGGUUAGAAGAAAACGUUUUCGAGUGUAUAUUUAUAUUAUAUUUAAUCUUCUACCGAUUUGAAAUAGGAAAUUUAUAUUAAAGCUUUUUAAACGGAAGAUGAAUUUGAAAUGAUUUAAUUUUAAAGAUAAAUUAAAGUGGGAAAGGGUUCUUUUUAACUCGUUUAAAUGAAGUUAACAAUGCAGUUGUUAAAAGAGCUUGUACAUGAUAGUCUCCGCAUAUGUAGACAGUAUAAAGGUCUCCAACUACACUGCUAACAAACUUGUUUACACUUUGUUUAGAUCUGAGUAUCGUGUUAUCAGUCACUGAA
Molecule: messenger RNA, 1074 nt
Organism: Bolinopsis microptera
Lineage: Eukaryota; Metazoa; Ctenophora; Tentaculata; Lobata; Bolinopsidae
Exons: 2
Coding region: 25-684 (219 amino acids)
Source: RefSeq, a predicted model, not a curated record